Pecten maximus is the source of this 11470-nucleotide messenger RNA. RefSeq names its product puratrophin-1-like. NCBI's taxonomy places the organism in Eukaryota, Metazoa, Mollusca, Bivalvia, Pectinida, Pectinidae. Gene Ontology annotation, molecular function: guanyl-nucleotide exchange factor activity. Bases 1737 to 6653 code for a protein of 1638 amino acids. The record is from RefSeq and is a predicted model, not a curated record. The transcript is spliced from 20 exons.
CAUUGUCCAGAUUAUCAAACUACAGGAAAGAUCCCAGUGUCAAAUGACCUAAUAUACCUGGAGUGGACAGUGUCUGUCAAGAGUUUUAAAUCAUUAUAAUUGACAGUGUCCAGAUUGUCCAACUACUGGAGUAGAAGUGUCCAAAGAUGUAAGAUUUAGAGUGGACAUAGUGUUCAUAUUAUUAAACUGGAGUAUUGAGAGUUUUAUUGUGCAGUUUGGUAGAACUGGAGUAGUCUGAAUGUAUCCAGAGUAAUAUAUAUAUAUAUCACUGGACUGGAUAACUUGUUAGAACAUUAAUUAAUACUUGAACUGCUGCAGCACGCUGACACAUACUACUUUGAUGUAUGCUGCUUACAUGGAAAUCUAGACUGAGAAACACAACCAGAGCAUGUAUUGAUCACAAGUAUUGGGGAAUACUGCAGUAUUUAAGUGAAAAAAGGAAGGCUCCCUAUAUACUGUAACAUUGGAAACAUUUUACACAAAGGAAGCAGAAUUUCCGUUUCAUUUCAACCUUGAAGGAAUCCUUGACCAUAAAAUCUGAUAAAGAUUUAAUGGCUUUAUAGGGAAGUGCUUCAUAUAUGAUAGUUAAGGCCCAGGCCUGGUCCUAGAGAGGUCCCAGAGGCUCGGAAAUCAUUUAGGACUGAACAGACUUAUAUCACACAAUUGUUACAGAUUUAUACGGAAGGAUAAAGGACGAAGGAUAAAGGACGUUGGACAAAUUCACGCCACACAAUCGUUACAGAGUACCUUACCCAUUCUUACUAUCAUCUGUGUGAACAGCAGCAGUCGAUCAAUGGGAAAGUUUCAAUACAAUUCAACUGGAAAAUACUACGGUCUAUAAAUAGAAUUUAUUUGAAUAUCAUAUUAUUAUUGCUAUUGAGGAACGGAGACACGGGGAGAGGAUUUAAUAUUAGGGAUAAAGAUGUCUUCUGUAAUCGAUAGAAACCUGACCGUGAUCUGUGAAUAUGUGACCAGGACUCUGAAUGGCUGGACCAUCACCAGACUGGUGUGUGGUAUUUAAAUAGUGUAGGUACAUUUUUCAUAGCUCUCCUAAGGACAUUAGGAAUGACUCUGUCUAUUGGCGGCUUGUUGUAUCAACAUUAUUAACAACUCAGAGGGACACUGGCACUAAGGGUUUUUUUCCGACAUAAGAAAUGAUUGUGAAUAUUGGUGCUAUGUUUUCUUAUUCUGGAUGAAAGCCAUUGGCUUCCUGUAGGAGAGGAUGUUCAUUGGUAAUUUGCUGUGUAUGUCAAAACAGUGGUGUGAGCACACAUGGUAUUGACAUGGAGCUAACAACACACUGAAAGCCUUGAGAACUGUGAGCAAACACUCCAGCCAGCCUGGCUAAACCUGUGAUGUAAUUUAUCCAUAUAUAGGCCUGUACAUACUCACAGAGGAUUAUUACUGAGGCUAAUACAGGAUAAAUGGACCCAGUGAUUAACACAAGUGUUAAUUCUCCGAUGAAUUUAUCUUUGGAUUAUUUCCCAGGUCAAGUUUUAAGAUUUGUAUGGGGUGUGCUACCUGGUUGUGUGUGACUUGGUUAUGGCCAGUACCCAGACAGAAUUUGUAUGGCAACAAUCAGGCACUUCCUGUUGAUGAUAGAGUCAUUGUAAAUUGACCACAUAAAGAUGUCCAGUAAAUGGUCAUCUGAUGGUCAGCCUGAAGUCACAAGGUCAUUAAUCACAUGUGUUUAUGUAGACUUCACUCAUCACAAUGUCAGGUAAACAAAUCGUACAAUGAUGGAGGGAAGUGAAAGUCCAGCCACCAAUCUCCAUAGAGACCAUGGUGAUGGAGACUUAGGUCCACUUAGACCAGCUGACAGUCCUUCCAAUCCAAUGGACAAAACACCAGCUAGGUUUUACUGUCAUGAAGGGCCUAGAGCGUUACCCAGCCCUAUAAGUCUUCAAAAUGAUACCAAGGGCCAGGAGGCAGAAAGUGCCCUUGGCCUAAACUCUCCUGUGAAAUUAUGUAAUUAUAAGGAGCUAUCUCGAGCAGGGGCCCACAGUCCUUUGGCCCCAGACCAGGAAUGCUACCUGGACGAAGACUCUGUGACCCCUAUUGCCAGUGAAGAUUGUACACCUGUGAUUGAUCAGUCAAGAUUUCUGAUUGACAGUCCGACUGGUGUGGUCACAUUGAACAGUCCUUCAAUUGGACUGGUCACUUUAGACUUGGACUCCUGCGAUGAAGACGAAGACAGCAGUAAGCUAGAGGCAUGUUGUGACGAAUAUGAUGACCUAUACUCAUUAGACAAGUACUAUACUCCGGACCCAUCUUCCACAGAUUUGUCCGUCUCCUCCGCAUCCGCUGACUCCCUCGGACUGGACGAAACGGCCAGUAAGGAGUCGGGUGGUCCACACCUUGACAGCCAAAGUGAAGGGAAGCAAAGCACAGAUGAUUCUUUCUGCGACUGUGUGUCCACGCUAAGGAGAGAUAACUCCUCUCAAGGGAGCUCCUUGACCACUAGUCUGGAAUCAGAGGAUAACAUUUAUAUGGAACCUCCUACACACCCUCUGGAACUGGCCCCAAAAGAUCUCAGUGAUGGAAAUAGUGUCACCUCAUUCUCUGAAGGAUUAAAAGGAUUUACGGAAAGUUUGUCCGAAUGUCCAAUGUUUUGUGUUCCCAUUGUUACUGGAAAAUAUAAAUCUUUCAGUACUAGUGCGAUACAUACCUCCGCAAGUGAAAUUGGUGCAUCAGAAAUUAAAUUCUCAGAUCGUGGAAUUGAUAACUUGGAUUUAAAAUCUACAGCAUGUGAAAUGAGUACUUCGGAAUUAAAAUCCUUAGACCGGGGAAGGUGUAAAAGUUGUGAUGUACUUCGUGCCGGUGAUAAGUGUGGUAAUACUAAGACACGACCCCCAUCACUAAAUCUGGGUGGAGUGCCACAUGCGGUUCCCCCAGGAUCUGGGAUGCGGGGCGGUGGUACAAGUGAUGGAACCAGCGAUGGAACCAGCAGUCCGCGUAGUCCAGGAUUUUGUCAACACCGGUCAUUAGAUAUUCCCCAGACCAUACUGGACGUCAACUAUGACCUACUCAAAUCUGGCAUUGCUAUCUUACCAGGGUCACGUGACAUUGAUGGCAGUGCCAUUGUGUUCAUCUUCACCAGGAGUUCCUUAUGGCAGCUACAGAAAGUAUCCAGUGUGGAGCUAGCCCGUACCUUACUGUAUUACCGCUCAGUACCAAGGGAGGAUGUUCAGAAGAAGGGUCUUAAGAUAGUGGCUGACAUUCAGGGAGCGUCCAGUUCUACAGUCAACACGCUGCUGGAGACAAUGUAUCUAUUACAGGGUAACUGUCCAGGAGCCUUGUCAGCUGUCUAUAUGCUAGCCAAUGAAAUAUCAGAACCACUGGUGAAGAAAUCUCCCGUGUAUGACCCAUUGGCCACAUUCAGGUUGGAAGUCCUGGUAUCUAUGAAGGCCUUACACACGUACAUGUUACCAGACAGUAUCCCUGUAGCACUGGAUGGCCACUUCACCUAUAGCCACGACGACUGGAUACGAUUCCAAAUGAAACUGGAUCCUUUUGUGUCAAAGCUACAGGCUGCAGCCAAAUAUUUGGUGUGUAUCAUGCAGGACCUGACAGAUGCUGGAGGUGUUCCCAGGACAACGAAGCAAGCCAAUGAGCUGAUAGAACACCAUGAACAACUCAUCAAGUCUGUGUUUGACGAUCACCGUCUCAUGUCGGUUCAAACUGAUGGAGAAGGAGUAAUCAACUGUCUUCAGAGAGAGGCUGUCUAUUUGUCUCACUCCCAGGACUAUAGGGACAGCAUGAUGAGCAUGAACAAAUUGUAUGACAACCUUCAGACAACGAUCGUCCGCCUUGUCCGUCUGUCUGACAGUCGUCUCUGUAAGCUAGAACAAUGCCUACAGCUGAGGGAGUUCGAGGAAGAGUGUACCAAGGUGCUUUCCUGGGUGUCGGGCAAUGGAGAAGAAUUCUUCCAGCGCUAUGUUCACCUCGCUGACAAUCUAAAAGCAAUCCGGGCUCAGCAAAAGGAAUUUGAGAAGUUCUAUUACUCAGCUAUGACCCACAUUGAGAAGGGAAAUGACCUCCUGGAUGAGGCCAGCAUGCUGGCACAGUCAGGUAACUUUGAUGAGGUGACUGGAUACAAGGAGCUGGCGCGCACCCUGAAGAAACACCUUCAGCUGUUCACAGGCAGACUGGAGGAAACUCGUGAACGAAUUGAGUCUACUGCCAGUUGUUACCAUCUCCUUGACAAGACGUAUGAAUGGGCUCUAGACGCUAUGAAGUACGUGGCGAGUAUGAAGAUGGAACACUGUAGUACAGUGGAGGGACUGGACAAGUUAUUACGAAGCCUUCAAGUCUACCUCCGUGACCAUCCCAUGAUGAAGGAGGAGACAUUUGUCAGUAUGAUGGACUUAGCAAAGAAACUCCGUAACGAAAAGUUGAUGGAACAAUGUCGUGUGGCAAGGGCACGUUGUGAGGAAACGCACAAUCUCCUGAUGGCCCGGCAGACAACCCUGCGUGAGGCCAAAGACAGAAUGGUGCUGGAGACCAAGACCUCUCCGUCCAAAACUGACCAGCAACAGCGUGGUCAGUUUGGUGUAAUUAGUUCACCGGAGUUAAGGCAUCCAAGUGUAAACAAUGACAAUGCCAUAUGGCAACCUUGUUCCGCCAGUACUCCGUCGUCAGGCUCGGACCAUACUCCAUCCUUCUGUAGUAGUGGGACGAGUCCGAUACUGCCACCAGCAAACUUGACUCCUCAGGAUAUGGUGUUCCUCGGGGAGGGGGACUCCUCUUUUAUUACAGAGGACAUGUCGGACAGAGUGGUGGCGUCUAUACCAAAGAUAUUAAAUAACUCAACCAUGCGGUCAUCACGGGAGGACCUGACAAGUCCUAGUGAAACUUCAUCUCAAGGAAGUACCCGCAGUGUACCCACACCUCAGCAUUCACAAGGCGGGGAACAGGGGCCAGGUAGUGCGCUAACCUCGCACUGUCGACCCCUGAAGAAAGUGUUACGAAGAACCUCCACGGCACCUCCUUUUACAGGUGGAGCAAUCAUUGAGGAGGAGGACACACAGACUCGACCAGGUAGACAGGACAACGGGCGGACGGUCAGUAUGAUAACCAGUAGUACAGACAGUCUGUCCAGUAUGCCUGAGGAAGAGGAGCCGGAGAACGGUGGAGUCUCUGUCUCUUCCUCAAAAAGCUUUACCCCAGUUCCGGUCAACUCUCACCUCCUCUCACAAAACGGGAGUAUUCCUACUGGAUCACUGGCCGAUCUGAAACUGUCGGGAACCGAGAAAAUAAAACGGACUCUGGCUCACGUAAUGCGGGAGAUGGUACAAACUGAGCGUGAUUACGUCUGCUCACUCCAGUUCAUCAUCGAUCAAUAUGUCCCGGAGUUGGAACGAGAUGAUGUUCCACAGGCCCUGAGAGGCAAGAGAAAUGUGAUAUUUGGGAACCUAGAAAAGAUCUACCAUUUCCAUCGCCAGAUGUUUUUACGGGAAGUUGAACUUUGUGAGAAAAACCCAUUCCAGAUAGCACAGUAUUUCCUCAUGCAUGCCAGUCAGUUCUACCUGUAUGCUAUCUAUAACAAGAACAAACCGAAGUCAGACAGCCUAAUGGCAGAAUAUGGGAAAUAUUUCUUCAGGGAAAAACAGUUACAGUUGGGAGACAAGAUGGAUUUAUCAUCCUACCUUCUCAAGCCGGUACAGAGGAUGGGCAAGUAUGCUCUCCUCAUCAAACAGAUCAUGAAGGGGUGUCCCCACACAGACCAGGAGUACCAGGACCUUAAGGCUGCAGAGGAGAUGGUGAAGUUUCAACUCCGACAUGGUAAUGACCUAUUGGCAAUGGAUUCACUGCGGGACUGUGACGUCAACCUACAAGAGCAGGGACGUCUUUUAAGACAGGAAGAAUUCCUUGUGUGGCAGGGACGACGGAAGUCCAUGCGGCAUGUGUUUCUGUUUGAGGACUUAAUCCUGUUCAGUAAAACACAGCGAGGGCGGAAUGGGAGUCCUGACACCUACCACUACAAGUUCAGCUUCAAGAUGGCGGAUGUUGGAUUGACGGAGGCUUACGAAGGCAGUGGGUAUAAGUUUGAGAUUUGGUUCCGAAGACGUUCCCUUGGGGAGAACUACAUCUUACAGGCUCCUAGCUCUGAUGUCCGUCAUCAGUGGACUAAAGAAAUCUCCCGUGUACUGUGGAAUCAGGCACUAAAAAAUAGAGAAAAUCACAUGACAGAGAUGUUAUCAAUGGGAGUGGGAAACAAACCGUGUAUGGAUAUCAAACCCAGCGCUAACAACAUCCAGGACAGACUGCUGAACUACGCUGUGGGCAACAGGGGAGCUCGUACGAGAAACUCAGUGGCUGUUACAUCAUUCGAACACCUCCGCCAGGGAAACAAGCGUCCUCAUUCCAUCAUCUCAGUCAGCAGUACUUCAUCCUCCAGUAGUAGUCACUCUGGUAUGUUCAGCAUCCUCGGCCCAAACUUUGACAUGACUGACAGUCCCCGUAGCCGGCAGUCGAUUGCCUGUAUGUCAAACGAAAGUGGAAUAGGAACAGACUUGUCCGGGUCAGAAAAUGACCGUCAGGGUAGUUUGGACAUCUCAAGACGAGGGUCCAACAGUAGACAUUACCAUCCACAAUCCAAACUGAUUCUGUCCAACGCCAAUAGCAACGAACCUGUCAGUACAGAUGUAUGACACAAGGUACAGGACUAAUUACAUACUACCUGGUAGUCUUUCAACAUGAGCUGGAUCAAAGUCAGCCCUUCACCACAGAGAGGACACCCCUCACCAGUCUGGACUGAGGUCAGGGUUCAUCGACAUUGGGGAUCAAUUGGACCUGACUACAUAUCAACUGGAGUCAGAUUUCAGGACAUGAAAAGAACCCUGUGAACAGUGCUUUGAGGCCAAAAGGCCAUUGCUCAACAAUCCUACAACUGGAUCAUAACUUCCAUGUUGCAAUCAUCUGAGGACAAUACACAUUUUCAGGCCACAUUGCCAAAGCACAUAUACAGAUCAGAGGGCAAUAUAAAUCAUAAAAUGUGUCUGUCUCGGGCCAAUACACAUGUAGUGGUCUAAGGCCAAUAUGUACUAGUAGGCAUGGAAGGGGAGACAAAUCCCAUGCUGAGAGAUUCAACUAACAAAUAGAUCUGAUGGUAUAUUUAUUGACUGUUGUUGUUGAUCAGUGUAUGAGUCACACAGGUGGAAUGAGUUGAGGUGUGGGACCAAUUGUUUUUAACCAAACACAACAGAAAAAUACUCCAUUGUUAAUUCAGUAGAUAAUUGUGAUUUCUUUACUUAUUUUUUCGAUGUUGUCAAUAUGUAGUGACUAUGAACAGUUACUGGAUUAUCUCCCUUCUUAAGAAGAAUCUCGCUGUGCGGUGUUAGACCUACUGCUUUAUAGAGCAGCGUCUGUGAACAAAAAAAUAUUGUUUUAAAAGUAUGUAGGCAUUGGCACCAAAGAAUCAAGAAAGAAAAAAAGAAAGAAAAAGGGGGAAUAAAAAAGCCCCAAAACCCAGUUAUUAUGAUAAUUAGAUAAGUCAUUUCUAACUUAAUUAAUUACAAUUGCAUGCUUUAUUCUGAAGUAUAAAAUUGAAAAUUAAAAUUAAAUUUUAAGCAGAUUUUUUUUAGAAUUAAAAAAAAAAUGUACCAGAGUGAGAUAAUCCAGUAGCAAUUCUAAACACUGUUCCAUGUUGGUGUUCAUGAAUCAUACAGAUCUGUAUGUGACUUUCGAUAAGUUAAGAUUCACAAAAAUAGCUACUGAUUUAUUGUGUUAGAAUUUAACACAACAACAUUUGGAGUGAUAUGACCACCUACCUUCCUAUUCCUUCAGGAUAGAACAUGCAGAAGGAAUGGUCAAUAGGUAGAACCAGUCAUACUUGUUAAUACAGAAUUGUCUAUAGGUAGAGCGGUCAUACUUGGUAAUACAGAAUUGUCUGUAGGUAGAGUCGGUCAUACUUGGUAAUACAGAAUUGUCUGUAGGUAGAACCGGUCAUACUUGGUAAUACAGAAUUGUCAAUAGGUAGAACCGGUCAUACUUGGUAAUACAGAAUUGUCUGUAGGUAGAACCAGUCAUACUUGGUAAUAUAGAAUUGUCAAUAGGUAGAACCGGUCAUACUUGGUAAUAUAGAAUUGUCUGUAGGUAGAGUCGGUCAAACUUGGUAAUACAGAAUUGUCUAUAUGUAGAGCGGUCAUACUUGGUAAUAUAGAAUUGUCUAUAGGUAAAACGGUCAUACUUGGUAAUACAGAAUUAUCUAUAGAUAGAACCAGUCGUACUUGGUAAUACAGAAUUGUCUGUAGGUAGAACCAGUCAUACUUGGUAAUAUAGAAUUGUCUAUAGGUAGAAAUGGUCAUACUUGGUUAUACAGAAUUGUCUAUAGGUAGAAAUGGUCAUAUUUGGUUAUACAGAAUUGUCUGUAGGUAGAGCGGUCAUACUUGGUAAUACAGAAUUAUCUAUAGGUAGAGUCGGUCAUACUUGGUAAUACAGAAUUAUCUAUAGGUAGAACCGGUCAUACUUGGUAAUACAGAAUUGUCUAUAGGUAGAGUCGGUCAUACUUGGUAAUACAGAAUUGUCUAUAGGUAGAGUGGUCAUACUUGGUAAUACAGAAUUAUCUAUAGGUAGAACCGGUCAUACUUGGUAAUACAGAAUUAUCUAUAGGUAGAGCGGUCAUACUUGGUUUAUAAUUAUCUAUAGGUAGAGUCGGUCAUACUUGGUAAUACAGAAUUGUCUGUAGGUAGAGUCAGUCAUACUUGGUAAUACAGAAUUGUCUAUAGGUAGAACCGGUCAUACUUGGUAAUACAGAAUUGUCUAUAGGUAGAACGGUCAUACUUGGUAAUACAGAAUUAUCUAUAGGUAGAACCGGUCAUACUUGGUAAUACAGAAUUGUCUAUAGGUAGAACGGUCAUACUUGGUAAUACAGAAUUGUCUAUAGGUAGAACGGUCAUACUUGGUAACACAAUCAAGAGUAUUAUGUAUUUUCAAAUUGUUACUGAUGGAACAACAACAAAUUCAAAACAGUGUAGUCCUGAUGUAUUUGUACAUUAAUUUAUUUUUGUGUUGUAUGUUUAAUAUUUAUUUUCUAGAUAACUUCACACCCUGUAUGGCAAUAGAUAUUAAUUAUCAGUCGUUCAUGGUGUGGUUCUGAUCAUUCCUCAUUAUACAACUACAUACAUGACCAGAUAUACCAAAGAUUUCUGUUACAGUUCACAAUGUUUAUAUAUCAAACCCCUAAACCACAAGGCCACAAAGUAGACUAGGUAAAAAGUGUUCACUGCCAUGUAAGCUCAUCUCCCGUCUGUCUGUUUGUCUGUUUGCUGGGUUUAUUAUUCCGUGAACAGAUACGGUCAUUCUGAGGAGGGGUUUCGUACAAAUCUGUUAUCAAGUACAAACUUAUAAACUGUUAUUGUAUUCCGCCUAAAUCCUGUAGUAAACACCCCAUUUACAGCUACUUUUGAAAGUGGGGACAGCUUCAUUUAAUAUCGAAUUAAUUAAAAAAAAAGUAGAUAAAAACUGGAGACUAGUAUAUUGAUCUAUUAUAGUAGACAUUUGUUAACCUAUCAUCAGAAUCAGGAAGUCUGAAUUUCAUUGGUCAAUAACUUAGUAUUAAGUACGACACAGCACAGGAUAAUUAAACAAUAUACUUUGGACUUCAGUAUGUUACACUUUAUGACGCGGCCAGGUUGACUGGUGGUAUCAGAGGAGUAUAGAAUUUACAAUUUAAAAAUAUUUGUACAAAGUGAUAAAUUAUUAUAGUUCACUUUCCUUGUCUCGGUGUGUACACAUAAAAAUAUGUGUCAAAAUAAUUGUGAAGUAUUGUUGAUUUUCUUUCUGUUUUGUCACACACUACAUGUAAGAUAACUAUUAUCGUAUUAGCUGUUUUUACAGUGUACGUUUCUGUCUUCCUUAUCACAAAUCAUGUCAAAUCAGGAGAGGUACCCAGCUUCCAUCUUAGUGCCAACACCAUUGUUUUUAUGUUGAUAUUACAGAAAUAUUGUGUUUAUCAAAUCAAAGUUUAUAUGUAAGUUUAUCUUUGGCGAUAUCUUCUUGUUACACAUUCAUGGUAAAAUUUUAUGUCUGAGUGUAAAAAUUUGACUCUGGCUUCUGUCUGCUGCUGUUGAUUGGCUGGUUAAUUGAAUUCUAUAUACGGAUAACUUUAUUCAUGAGAACCCUUUGUGGUGCGGAGUCUGGAGCCUUAAUUCUGUAGCCUCAAGAUAAUUCAGUGACCUGGUUUAAGAGUGAUUGAAGACUGUUGAUGAUAUGUAUAGUUUUUGUGUAGUAAUUGGAUUCUACAGACUACAAUAGUUAUUGACAGUUAUAUACAGUAACUAAACAACCACUUGAUAUUACAGAGAUAUGCAAAUAGCUACUGAUGUUUAGUUUGAAUUAAAAUUGAUAUUUAAGAGAAAUGAUCAUUUUCCAAACAAUUUUCCCUUCUCAGGAAUGUUUGUGGUGAAGUUUUAAGCUGAAAAUUUAUGAAGCUGCUCAAAGCACUUAGUAUAUUCAGGAUAUUGCUUAAAGGACUAGAAUUGAUGAUGGAUGUCAGGAUUACGUAAGCUGACUAGAAUUUAUUUACUAAUGUACAUUUAACUGCAUGCCUGUGUACAAGGGCCAUUUCUGUGGGGAGACCAAUGUUUGCUGUAAACAUACAGGAUUGUCCGUUCCUUCCCCAGCCGAUGUUUGCUGUAAACAUACAGGAUUAUCCGUUCCUUCCCCUGCCGAUGUUUGCUGUAAACAUACGGGAUUGUCUGUUCCUUCAUUAUUUGUUGAAAAUGUGCAAUAAUACUGGUCACUAGAUCUGUACUCAUCAACUUCUCUCGUUACCAUGGUCACACUGUCCUCAUCUCACUAUCAGUCUGUCAGUAUCACCAUGGUAAUCAAUGUGUUACUGAUGUGAUCACCAUGGUUACACCUAUAGUUGCCAUGGUAACAUUAUCACAUCUCAGUGUGUCAUUAAUGUGUUACACCAUGAUCACCAUGGUAACAGUGUGUCUGUUGUCAUGGUAUGUAUUAUUACUGUUGGUGUAGUACUGUUUGUCUCCAUGGUAAAUUGUGUGUGUUGCUAUGGCAAUACUUACAUGAUAUGUUGUACCUAUUGUGGUUGGUGAUUGAUCUUUUAUUCAUAAUGAAUUAUAUAUCUGUAAGGUCUCUAUCUAAUCCUGGAGACUGAUUAUACACAGACCUCUGUAUGUGGUAGGGUGCCGAUGUUACAGUGAUCACGUGGUUGAUUUAGGGAGUCAAUCUCCAGGACGCUUCCACAUAUUUGUGUUAUCAUGGAAACCAUACUAAUUUGAAUAGUUUGGUGCUUUUUUGGUUUCCAGGGAACUUCAGCAUUAGGAAACAAAACAUGAAUGUUCAUUGAUGAGGCCCUGUCCAACAACAUUUGUGUAAUAUGUGAUAUUUUGAUAAAAUUUGUACAUAAAAGUCACUUUCUCUUAGUGCUAGCUCCUUGUUGAAGCAUACAUUGAUAUAAGAAAAAUGUAAAUUAAUUUUCUGUAAUAAAGAAGUUGAAAGUAUU